Centrocercus urophasianus (Greater sage-grouse) is the source of this 2235-nucleotide messenger RNA. RefSeq names its product X-ray radiation resistance associated 1 (gene XRRA1). The record is from RefSeq and is a predicted model, not a curated record. Gene Ontology annotation, molecular function: protein binding. The transcript has 17 exons. Gene Ontology annotation, cellular component: nucleus. Bases 1 to 2235 code for a protein of 744 amino acids. NCBI's taxonomy places the organism in Eukaryota, Metazoa, Chordata, Aves, Galliformes, Phasianidae.
AUGGCUACAGCAGGACUCUACAAAAUGGCUGAUGGGAGCAAUUAUGUGGCUAACUGCUUUCCUGCCAGGAACAUUUUGUGCAACAGGAGAGGGGCUGGGCGCCGUCUGCUGGCACCCACAGCCACCCCACAGCCCUGGGCUGAGCAAGGAACCACCAAGGAGCCACCAGAGGAGAGGAGGAAGCCUCCAAGUGCUGUUUCUGCACAAGGAAACGAUGAAAACCAUAUCCUGGAUGAGCCAUUUCUGAUGAAGCACCACUGUUUGAAGAACCCUUCUGACUUGUGCUCUGUGAACAUAAGCGGCCAAAAUCUGGUCUCUGCUAAAGAAGAUGAUUUUGAGAAAUUUGAUUGUGUUGCUUUUAUAAACGCUGCUGAGAACCUGCUGACUUUAGAACCAUUUCGGAAGUUUCCAGAGCUGCGAGAGCUGGAACUUUCAUUGAAUGGACUGAGAAACCUGAAAAUCACUCCUGGAGAGUUCAGGCAUUUAGAAGAUCUGGAUCUCUCCUACAAUAAUUUAUCCCCUGAAGACGUUUGGAUGUUGGGAGAUCUGUCCCAGCUCAAGGUCCUUCGCUUGACAGCCAACAGGCUUCGGUCUCUGCCUGCAGACCUGGCGGGCUCCUGGGGCUCUGCUCAUUUGAGAUUUCAGUCUCUAGAGGUCUUGCUGCUGGAUGACAACAGUCUGUCAGAGCCGGGUGUCUUUGUGAGCCUGUCUCAUCUCUGCAGCCUGAGGGAACUGAAUCUGGACAGAAACAGGAUUUCAGCAGUCCCCUACCUGCACCAAGCAGAGAGAAUGCAGUUCUCCCUCCACCCUACGCCGGAUGAUGGCAGCUUCAGGGCAGAGUGGUACCAGUGUCUGAGCAGCCUCUGGCAGCAGCCCCAGCCGUCGCAGCGUGAGGGCAAGGAGGUGCCAGCAGAGCUGGAAACGAAGAAAGGUCAGCUUGAAGACAUCGUGUUACAGAACAACGGGGCUCCAGACAGGACUGAGGUCGUGUUUAAUUCUGACUCUCAGGGAUGCCCAAUGCUGGCUGCUCCCUGGGAGGGAGACCCAUCUGCCUUGAAGACUCUGCCUGCUCUUUCCACGUGCAGAGACAUUUGUGCUCUCUUUCCUGUACUGGAACAUCUCAGCCUGGCCUUCAACAAGAUUAUGGAUGAGACAGCCCUCUUACCCGUGGCUUUCUUCCCACGUCUGAAGCAGCUGACAUUUCACAACAAUCCUCUUACCACCACCCGCAGUGGGCACCCACCUCUGCUGACCCGGCUCCUCCAGCAGAAGUUGGGGAUUCAACUUGUUCACCACAAGAGCCCAACUGUGAGGAGGUGGCACUUCUCCAUCCCUCUCAAAGCCAGCCGCAAGGUCUCAUCUCACCUCCCCAAAGUCGAGAAGCAGCCACUGAUACUGGAAGCUCCUGCUGAAACCUUCGUCUGGAAACCACUCCCAGCCAUGGCAGAAGCUGCAGGAGGAGUUGCACCUCUGAUCUCACCCCAGCCACUGCCUCCCAUCAGCUCCACGCCAGCAGUGGGGCAUGGGGAACGUGAUCCCAGGACUCCCAGCACAGCCCAGGAGGACGUUGAAGCCUUCUUCAUGACACAGGUGGAGGACGACUCCAAGCCUUUGCUGCAACCCAUGGCAGAGGACAGGCUGGAACAGAGGAGCAAGCAGAGGGAGGAAGGCAGCUCCUGGGUUGUUCCAGAAUGGUACAAGGGCUAUGAGGAGCUGCUCGGUGGAGACACUGACCCAGAUUUUAUUGAGCCAGUUGGGAUACAGAAGAAUGUGCAGGCUCUCUACUAUGUCCUGAAGCACCCCCUGGUGUACCGGGAUGCCAAGCCACGACUGGACAGCGUGCAGAAGCCCUAUGUGCCUCACAAAAAGCGUUGCAGGAUGCCUGACCCUCCUGCUAGAAAGACGAAAGCAGAAGUCCUGGAAAGAAUCCUGGUGGCCAUGAGAAACACCUCAACUGUCACCAGUGUCCCCUUGGCAUCUGCUUUGCAGAAGAGGAAAUCCAACCCCAAGAUGUACCGGGAGGCACUGAGGCUGAUGGAGGAGCUCCAGGAGGUGUUUGAGACCAGCAAGGAGCUGGACCCAGGCAUGACCAGGCUUUGGGAUGAGGUACCUGUGGUCAAAGCACUUCUUGCAGCUUCCAAGCAGAGGAGAUCAAAACAGCUGCUGCUGCCAGGGAAGAAAGCAUCCAAGAAGGUGCCCAAAGUGACAUCCAAAGCAGGGGCAGGGGUUGGAUAA